Solea senegalensis (Senegalese sole) is the source of this 1778-nucleotide messenger RNA. Its product is annotated as extracellular calcium-sensing receptor-like. The coding region runs from base 1 to 1587 and encodes 528 amino acids. Gene Ontology annotation, molecular function: G protein-coupled receptor activity. Gene Ontology annotation, biological process: G protein-coupled receptor signaling pathway. The record is from RefSeq and is a predicted model, not a curated record. Lineage: Eukaryota; Metazoa; Chordata; Actinopteri; Pleuronectiformes; Soleidae. The transcript is spliced from 5 exons. Gene Ontology annotation, cellular component: membrane.
AUGAGACUGGCAGUGGAGGAGAUAAACCAGAAUCCAGUGCUGUUGCAGAAUCGCACUCUGGGCUACAAAAUCUUUGAUUCAUGUGGAUAUCCACUGACAGGACAGAGAGCUGUUUUAUCGAUGCUGAACGGAGUGAAAGCCAUCGCACAGCUGCUGGUGCACUUUAACUGGACUUGGGUGGGGCUGCUGCGAGGAGACAGUGAUUAUGGCCGCUUUGCUGCAAAAGGUUUACUGAGAGAAUUACAGGACACCAAAGUAUGUGUAGCGUACCAAGAAAUUAUUCCUCUGCUCUACACUUGCCAGGUGGGACUAAGGAUCAUGAAGGUGAUGCGUAGCUCUACCGCAAAAGUGGUGUUGGUAUUUGCAGUCGAGGGGGAGAUGACACCUUUCUUGAGAGACUACAUGACUCAGAACAUCACUGGAAUCCAGUGGGUGGUGAUUGAAGCCUUGGUCACAGCAUCAGUCUUUUCAGGACGAGAGUAUUACCCCUACUUGGGAGGAACCAUUGGGUUUAACAUCAGAAAAGGUCAUAUCUCCAGACUUGGUGACUUCCUGCAGACAGUGCCAGUGUCUGUGUGCAGUGCCAGUUGUCUUCCAGGCUCCCGGAAGGCUGUCCGUCGUGGGGAGCCUAUCUGCUGCUUUGACUGUGUACCAUGUGACAGUGGCAAAAUUAGCAAUCAGACAAACUCAGUAGAUUGUACAAUUUGUCCUGAGGACUUCUGUUCAAACAACGACAGAACAGCCUGCAUUGCCAAGAAAGUGGAGUACUUGACCUUCAAUUCAUUGGGAAUAGCCCUGACAGUGAUGUCUGUGGUGGGCGCCUGCUUCACUCUGGCUGUCUGUGGAGUCUUCUUCUGUCACAGACACACAGCCAUUGUCCGUGUGAAUAACUCUGAGCUCAGUUUCUUCAUACUGUUUGCACUGACUCUGUGUUUUCUGUGUUCUCUGCUUUUCAUUGGAAAGCCAACAUAUUGGUCCUGCAUGCUGCGCCACACUGCCUUUAGCAUCACAUCUUCACUGUGUAUUUCCUGCAUCCUGGGGAAGACCCUGGUGGUACUGGCUGCAUUCACUGCCACCAGGCCAGGGCAAAACAUUAUGAAGUGGCUAGGGCCUAAGCAGCAGAGGACCAUUAUCUCCAGCUGUACUCUGGUUCAGCUGGUUAUCUGUACUGCCUGGCUCAUUGAAGCUCCCCCGUUUCCAUCCAGAAAUACACAAUAUGAACAUUCAAAGAUCAUACUGGAGUGUAGUGUUGGCUCUCGCCUGGCCUUCUGGUGUGUUCUUGGAUAUAUUGGUCUACAGGCCUGUCUGUGCUUUGUAUUGGCUUUUCUGGCUCGAAAGUUGCCGGGAAACUUCAACGAGGCCAAGUUCAUCACAUUCAGCAUGCUGAUCUUCAGUGCUGUGUGGCUAGCAUUUAUCCCUGCUUAUAUCAGCUCCCCUGGAAAUUAUGCAGAUGCAGUUGAGUCAUUUGCCAUCUUGGCCUCCAGCUUUGGCUUGUUGUUCUGCCUGUUUGUUCCAAAGAGUUACAUUAUUUUACUGAAGCCUGAAAAGAAUACAAAACAGCACCUGAUGGGGAAAGAAACAAAAUGAUGAAACACACAUUAACCCAAAGUUAUUGAAUCAGUAACAAUUGGACUUCUAGAUUUAUUUCAGUGUCUUAUAGAUAACUAACCACUAACAUUGUAUAAUAAAAACUAACAUUGUUGCCACACAGCAAGAUGGCCUCUAGUUUCUAAAUCUAAAUCUUAUACUUUAUUAAACCCCUUAGGGAAAUUAUUUAU